AUGGCACAGUCUUCUUUCAAAAUGAAGAUUGUUGGUACAGCUGCUCGUUUACUUCAUGCUAUUCCUGUUAUUCGUCCUCAAGAUUUGGCAACCAAAGGUUUAGGAAGUCUUCAAUAUUCUUCAAGUGAUGGUCAAAUCAUUCUAGGCAAGGAUACUCAAUUUACUCAACAAGUUCAACCACGUGAUUUGCUGACAGUCAACAAAACCAUUCUCUUACAAGUGGAACAAGUGAUAUCUGAUACGGAAAUUCGACUCAAAGUUCCCUUAGACAAGGAUACCCUCGCUAUAUUUGACCAAUACCCUGAAGGUGUGCCAUAUAAAGUGACUCCUCAUGUAGAUCAAGCUCAGCUAUUUGAAAAGGUACAUGAAAGAUUAGCAGAAGGUGGUAGUAUUGUUAUCUUUCCUGAAGGUGGAAGUCAUGAUAGAACAGAAUUACUUCCUUUGAAAGCUGGCUUUGCUAUUAUGGCUUUGGGUGCAAUGGCUGAAAAGGAAAAUGUCAACGUUCAAAUUGUACCUGUUGGGUUGAACUAUUUCCAUCCUCAUCGUUUCCGAUCUCGAGCUGUUGUGUCUUAUGGUACUCCAAUCAAGGUGAACCAAAAUUUGGUUGAAAAAUACAAACAAGGUGGUACUGCUAAACGUGAAGCUAUUUCGACAUUAUUAAAUGAAGGUUAUGAUGGAUUAAAAUCAGUUACUGUCAAUGCUCCCAACUAUGAUACCCUAAUGAUUAUGGCAGCUGCUCGACGACUUUAUAAACCUGCUGCUACUCACAAAUUAUCUAUCGAUCAAGUAGUGGAUUUGAAUCGCCGAUUUUUAUUAGGUUAUCGAUUCUUCAAGGAUGAUCCUACAUAUAAGGAAUUAGAAAACAAAGUCAAGGCUUAUAAUAACCAUUUGAAAUAUUUUGGAUUAUCUGAUCAUCAGGUUGAACGAACCGAAACUAAUUUGUAUUCUGCUGCUCCUGUUCUGAUUGGUCGGUUGAUAAAACUUAUAAUUUUUGCUUUACUUGGUUUUCCUGCUCUUAUUAUCAAUUCUCCCCUUUUUAUUGUUGCUCGUAUCAUUACUUUGAAAAAGCAAAAAGAGGCAUUGGCAGGUUCAUCGGUCAAAAUUGCAGCUCGUGAUGUAUUGGCUACUUGGAAAGUGAUUGUUGCUCUUGUGUUUACACCUCUACUAUAUGGAUUUUACUCUAGUGUCCUAUUUGGUUAUUUAUGGGAGUUUAAUCAAUUGGGAUGGAAACAAAGUUUAUGGUACUCAAUGUUGGCAUUCAUUAUUCAACCUUUCUUUGCUUACAUGGGAUUACGACUUGUGGAAACAGGAUUAGAACUUUUGAAAUCAAUUCAACCUUUGAUUUUAGCUGUACAACAACCGAAUGCAGCAGCUAGUUUACGAAUGAUGCGAGAAAAAUUAUCGGACGACGUGACUGAUUUUGUGAAUAAAAAUGGACCAACUGUAUUGGAUGAUUUUGAUCAACAUCGAUUUGAUCACCUGGAAUCGAAAAAGAAGGCGUCCACUGCAACUGCAGAAUCAUGGAAUUGGACUGGUAUUUUUGAUACAAGACGCAUAGAAGUACUACAACAUUGGUUUGAUGACAAGUCUUUAUUCAAUUUAUCUCCAUCUUCUGACGAUGAAGAUGAUUAA
Messenger RNA from Halteromyces radiatus, 1632 nucleotides. RefSeq lists its product as uncharacterized. Gene Ontology annotation, molecular function: glycerone-phosphate O-acyltransferase activity; glycerol-3-phosphate O-acyltransferase activity. Bases 1 to 1632 code for a protein of 543 amino acids. The transcript is spliced from 7 exons. Gene Ontology annotation, cellular component: endoplasmic reticulum membrane. The record is from RefSeq and is a predicted model, not a curated record. Gene Ontology annotation, biological process: phospholipid biosynthetic process. NCBI's taxonomy places the organism in Eukaryota, Fungi, Mucoromycota, Mucoromycetes, Mucorales, Cunninghamellaceae.